UCGAGAGUGUAGGGUUUUUGGGCAUGGCGGCUCUGUGUAGUCCGCAGCGGAAGGACACGCUGGAGAGCGAUGGCGAUGGCGGCGCUGGUAUCACCUUCUCUAAGUUCAAGUAUAGGUUCCAGAAUUUGCUCACGGAGGUCCGGGCGCUCAAAUCCAAGGAAUGCUCAGCUCGAAUGGAGGCGGAGGUUUCGGUUCAGAAGCUGAGAUCAAAGGAGGCCGAUCAAGACAAAGAAAAGGCAUCGCUGCAAGCCCAAAUCACGGAAGCUACCGAAGCUCGGCAGAAGCUGGAAAAUGCCAUUAAGAUUAUGGAGCUUGAAAUGUCUGCCAUGGAGAAAAAUGUGGCAAGCUCGAAGAUGCAAUUGAAGGCUGUUCUAGAUUCCAGAAACACAGUGAUGGAGGAACUUAAGAUAGCCAAUUACGAGCUGGAACAGAAGCUAAAGAAUACUUCCAGCCAUUUAUCGGUCGCCAUGGAAAAGCUAAGCAGGAACACGAUGCUGUUUGAGGCUGUAGAACAAGAAGCCUCGUCUGUGAAGAGAACCUUAGAUGAAACCCGUCAAAUCGUGGCUUCCAGAGCAGAUAUGGUUGCCGAGCUUCAGCAACAGGUGGCAUGGCUGGUCGAUAUCGAGCAAAAGCUCCUUGAUAAAGCACGAUUACUGGAGUGCGAGCUACGAAACAAAAACGUUUCAUGCUCUAAAAAGGAAAAGGAAAUCAUCGCGUUAAGACAUAUGCUCGAUACAAGAAACGACUCGAGCAUCCAAGAGAAGCUAACCAUAAUCCAGAAAUCGUCGGAAGCGAAAGACCGCACUAUCUCGGUCCUUACUAUGGAUAAACAGGGUUUAAUUGGCGAGAUAGAAAGCCUGAAGGCUGUUGUGAAAAGAUUUCAAGAAGCUGCGGCUGAGCAAGAUUCGUCUUCAAAAAUAUUACGUGAGAAAGUUCUCGAUUACCAACACUUGCUCAGAGAGAAAAGUAAAAUGUGUGAAGGGCACUUGCCAAGCUCACAAGAACUUAGACAGGGAGAUCUGGAUCUUGAAGAGAAUCACGAGGCAGCAGCAGAAGCACAAAUUCAAGACAAAUCACCAGCGCGUGUUGAAGAAAUCAAAGAGCCAAUCGUCGUUGGUUGUAGCUCAGAUAAAGAAGACGCUACUCUCACCAAUGAUGUUGGCACCCGUGAAGAACAUCUUCAGCAAUGUGCAGAGAAAGAAGAAGGUGGAUUAACGUCAUGCACUUGCGGCCGGCCGCCUGAUUCUUCUAUGCUGGAGUGCGUGAGCUGCAAUAACCAAUUCCAUGCCGCAUAUGUUUCAUGGGAAGAAUCAUCGUCAGCGUACACGUGUACGAGUUGCCAAAAUAGUCCAGUAAAGAAGAUGAAGCUAUCCGGCAUUGAAAGCCAGCCGCUGUGAAACACUUUGUCUCCCAAGAUUUAUCGCUUUUCGUAGACAUCUUUGCCCACGUGUCCUCCUCUGCAAUGGAAAUGCAAUGCAGUGAAGCACAGAAGCAAGGAAGAACAACUUGUAAGCAAAAACAUUUGUUCAAAAGGUGGGAGCUGAGCUGCGUUUUCUUGAAAUUUUCGUUUUAAUCGAUGGUUUCCGCUCGAA
Molecule: messenger RNA, 1592 nt
Organism: Selaginella moellendorffii
Lineage: Eukaryota; Viridiplantae; Streptophyta; Lycopodiopsida; Selaginellales; Selaginellaceae
Product: protein Daple
Exons: 15
Coding region: 24-1397 (457 amino acids)
Source: RefSeq, a predicted model, not a curated record